Daucus carota subsp. sativus is the source of this 3655-nucleotide messenger RNA. RefSeq names its product protein NLP6. The record is from RefSeq and is a predicted model, not a curated record. Bases 198 to 3167 code for a protein of 989 amino acids. The transcript has 6 exons. Gene Ontology annotation, molecular function: protein binding; DNA-binding transcription factor activity. NCBI's taxonomy places the organism in Eukaryota, Viridiplantae, Streptophyta, Magnoliopsida, Apiales, Apiaceae.
UAUGCUCCCCAACUCCAAGUCCUCCCCAUAUGCUCGGUGGAUAUUAGCAGUGGACACCAUAACUAAAACUUUUUUUACCUUUUCUGCACAUGCCACAAGGAGAAGUAGAAGACGUCAAGCAGCAGCAUGCAAGUUGAAUCCAUGCGGUCACACAACACAAGACAACAAGAGUGAGUUGUGUUCGGAGAAUAUCGACCAUGUCUGAACCACAAGCAGUUGAAGAUGAAGACAAGUCAAAGAAUUCGACGAGGAAGCCUGGGAAUUCUGCUAGUUAUCCAGUUGGGUUAAUAGACAGAGAGUCUUUGAUGAUGAUGGAUGUUGACUUGGAUCUUGAUGCUUCUUGGAUCUUCGAUCAAAUUUCGACUGACCCGGCUUCCCCUUUUCUUCUCUCCGACCAGCCUUUCUCUCCUCUCUGGCCUUUUUCUGAUGAUGCUUCUGCUCUCUCUGCUCCGCUUACUGGGGUUUCUCUUCCUCUUUUACCCUCAUGUGAUCCACAAUUGACUUAUGACAAUAAGCAAUGUUCGAGUAAUGAUAAAAAGAGUCUUCCUUCACCACUGUUGGGUUUAGUUCCAUUAGAUUAUUCAGACGGGUCUUGUUUGAUUAAGGAGAGGAUGACGCAAGCUCUUCGCUACUUCAAAGAAUCGACUGAACAACAUGUUCUAGCACAGAUUUGGGCACCUGUGAAGAAGGGAGAUCGAUAUGUACUCACAACUUCAGGCCAGCCAUUUGUUCUUGGCCUCAAUAGUAGUGGACUGCAUCAGUAUAGAAUGGCAUCAGUGAUGUACAUGUUUUCUGUUGAUGGGGAGAGCAACCUCCUUGGUCUUCCUGGUCGUGUCUUUCAACAGAAACUUCCUGAAUGGACACCUAAUGUGCAGUAUUACUCAAGUAAGGAAUAUCCUCGUCUUGACUAUGCUUUGCAUUACAAUGUUCAAGGAACGUUAGCUCUUCCAGUGUUUGAGCCUUCUGGUGGGGCCUGUCUUGGUGUACUUGAGCUCAUAAUGACUUCGCAGAAAAUCAAUUAUGCACCUGAGGUUGAUAAAGUUUGCAAAGCACUUGAGGCCGUAAAUUUGAAAAGUUCAGACAUCUUGGAUCACUCAAGCAUACAGGCAAGCAAAAUUUGCAAUAAAGGCCGUCAAAAUGCACUAGCUGAGAUCUUGGAAGUAUUGACUUUGGUAUGUGAAACCCACAAAUUACCUCUGGCUCAGACUUGGGUCCCUUGCAGGCAUCGGAGUGUUCUAGCUUAUGGUGGUGGUUUAAAAAAGAGCUGCAGUAGCUUUGAUGGAAGUUGCAUGGGUCAAGUAUGCAUGUCUACAACUGAUGUGGCAUACUAUGUUGUAGACUAUCACAUGUGGGGCUUCCGUGAGGCUUGUGCUGAACAUCACUUGCUGAAGGGGCAAGGUGUUGCAGGGAGAUCAUUCUCUUCCCAGAGUUCCUGCUUCUGUGAAGAUAUUACCAAGUUCUCCAAAACUGAGUACCCCUUGGUACAUUAUGCUCGUAUGUUUGGACUAAGUAGCUCUUUUGCUAUAUGCUUACAGAGUAGUCAUACAGGAAAUGAUAAUUACAUUUUGGAGUUUUUUAUGCCACCAAACACAUUGGAGGGUAAUAAGCAUUACACCAUGUUGGAUACGAUGCUGGCAACUAUGAAGAAGCAAUUUCGAAGUCUUAAGGUUGCUUCUGGGAAAGAACUUGACGAGGAGGGGAGAUCUGUGGAAGUUAUUGAAGCAUCAUCAGAUGGGGAUCCUGAUUCAAGAAUUAUAUCUGUUCAAAAAUUAGAAUCUAAUGUAAUUCCAUGUACUGUAACAAGGGAUGGAGAAAACGGACAUGUUGAUUUGUCAGGAAAGCCGAUAAUACAGAAGUCUGAUGCAGUAACUAAUAUAGCUAAUGUUGCCGGAUCUGGGGAAAUUUCAAAUGGUGCUCCUUUAUCAGAAAAUAAAGAUGCAAAAAAGAAAUCAGAGAGAAAACGUGGAAAGGCUGAGAAAUCCAUCAGCUUAGAGGUACUGCAGCAAUAUUUUGCUGGCAGCCUAAAGGAUGCUGCAAAAAGUCUUGGUGUUUGCCCUACAACUAUGAAGCGCAUAUGUAGGCAACAUGGGAUAUCUAGGUGGCCGUCUCGCAAAAUCAAUAAAGUUAAUCGUUCCUUGUCCAAGCUGAAGCGGGUAAUUGAAUCUGUGCAAGGUGCAGAAGGUACAUUUACUUUAACUUCGUUGGCUAAAAGUUCACUUCCGGCUGGGGUGGGUUCGGUUUCGUGGCCUGUCAGUUUGAAUGGAUCUAGUCCACAGAAUUCACCAGUUUCUAUACCAUCUGAGGUUAGAGCAGAAAUUAAUAAUGAUGGACAAGCUGAAAAUAUAGACCUUCCUUCUGGAGGAAGGUUACAAUGUGAGGAUGAAUACAUUCACUUGCAAGGGGGAUAUAUACCGGAGUUGGGUGAAGGUUCAAAUCGGUCGAAAACAGGCAGUGGAUCAAGAGAACACAGCACUGGCACUCCUACCUCUCAUGCUUCAGCCCAAGGUAGCCCCUUUAAUGUGAAUAAUUCCUCGCAAAAUGAUCAAGUAGUUUCUCUUUUGGGUGAGGAUUGCUUGAAAGUAGGGGCCUCGUUUGAAAUGGCUCGUCAACCAAUUAAAGAGGCAAAUCUACCUGUUGCAUUUCCCGUUCCUAAUGUAGUUGUAGGAGCAGAAACUGAAGAAUUAUUUGGGGGAAUGCUAAUCGAAGAUGCAGGAAGUUCACAUGAUUUAACAAAUCUCUGUCAAACAGGAGGGACUUUUCCUGAUGAAAGGAUACCAGAGUCCAGUUGGGCAAAUCAGCCUCCUAGUGAUGAGUUUCUCAAGGGAUCGGUUCCGCACCUUGAGGAAAAGCCACAAAUUCCAUCUAGGACCGAAGUGAAGACUGUGACAGUAAAGGCAACAUACAAAGAAGAUAUAAUUAGGUUCAGGUUGCCAUUAAGUUCUGGCAUUAUAAAGUUGGAGGAGGAAGUGUCAAAGAGGGUAAAAUUAGAGGUAGGUACGUUUGAUCUUAAGUAUCUAGAUGAUGAUCAAGAAUGGGUUUUGAUUGCGUGUGAUGCAGACCUGCAAGAGUGUGUUGAAAUAUCAAGGUCAUCAGGGCGAAAUAUAAUCAGAUUGUUGGUUCAAGACAUAAUGGCGAAUCUUGGGAGCUCCUGUGAGAGCUCAGGGUGACUAGGAGGAAGAUUAGGUUGUAAAUACAACACAAUCCAUUAUAACACUCCUGCAGUGUUAUCGUUUAACAUGGGCACUGGGCAGGAUGCAAUACAAGUUUUAGAAUUUGGUGGAAAAGUUGCCAAUGUUGUAAGACAUUUACAGCCAGGUAUCUUGUGGAUGUAUCGAGGCUUGCAAAGUUUGAUUGCUUAAGGUCUACAGGGCUGAUUGUUGCCACCAUAAUACAGUAGUGACAGGCCAUUAUUCUUGAUGAUGCAUACAGCAUAUAUGUAAAAAUUAUUAUUAUCCUUGUGCCCUAGUUGUGGUAGCACUUGGGAUUUUGGAAGCAUCAAAGUGGCUUGUAAUGGUAUCGGAGUAGAUGUUAUUGUUUGCUAGCUGGAAAAUGACGUCCAAUUGCUACAACCUUUGUGUCUUGUAGAUGUUUAGACAAUACCAAGUGAAAAUAAUGUAUUACGUUUAAGUUUAACCAGUUCGGAAAAGUUUUGAAA